This is a messenger RNA of Chenopodium quinoa (quinoa), 1717 nucleotides long. RefSeq lists its product as uncharacterized. The transcript has 2 exons. Bases 512 to 1141 code for a protein of 209 amino acids. The record is from RefSeq and is a predicted model, not a curated record. NCBI's taxonomy places the organism in Eukaryota, Viridiplantae, Streptophyta, Magnoliopsida, Caryophyllales, Amaranthaceae.
GGAAGUGUUAUGAAAAAGAAAGGGAAAGGAAAGCAUCAGUUGUAUUUUAAGGUAUUGAGAGAUCUUGGAUUCUGGAUGUUAAAGUUGGAUGCCUUUACACCAAUCUUACUUCUUGAUUAUCUAGAUAUAAACACCAAUGAAAGUAUGAUACUCCUCUGUUUCACAGUGCAAUUGUUUCAUGAGUAUAUACAUAUUUACGCUUUCCAAUAUGAAAAUUGUAAUAUUCGGAGAAUCUACAAAUAAUCUUCCUGUGUUCUGUUUAGGAUUUCUACAAAAAUAUCUUCCUAUUACUUAAAAUGGAAACUUAACUUAACUCCAUAUAAUGUGGACUUGUGGAGCACCCACUAACUUUUUCUCACACUCCGAUUAGAUCUCUUGUGAUGUGGGUCCUCUCACUCACUAAUCUCUUUCAAUCAUUUUAAUUUCAUUCUUAUUUCCCCACUAAAUACCAUAAACCUACCGUAUCCAAUUGAUAUAUAAUCCUCAAGUGUGUCUAAACCUCACAAAAAGGAUGGAAGGAGAGGGAAACUUUGUAUCCAAUCUUGAUGAUGAAAUGAAGGAAAUACUGGCAGAAUUUAUGGUGGUAGUUGUACAGUUUGAAGAGUUAGUGGAAGUUGGACGGAAGUAUCUAAUCAGAUUUCAGCAGGCGCUUGAAGUUCUCCAACACCCUUCAAUAUAUGAAUCAUCGGAGCUGGUCAGGAGCAUCAUCAAAGCAAACAAAACCAAGAGGAUUAAUGCAUAUGUGGAAGCUGGGUGCAUCAAUGCUUUCAAUAACACAAAUAAUGUAAGUCAUCUGAAUACAAGUUUGGGUGACCUUCGGGAUUUUCUAACCCAAGCCAAAAUCAUAAUAGACAAACUUGAAAGUCUCGUGGAUAAGGCAGGCAAUGCCUUAAUUAUGAACCAGAGUUCAGAACAAGUAGUUGCUUCCCAGAAGCUUGAUGCUGCUGAUUGCGCAUCAUAUAUAGCAGUAAUCUACAGCAUGUUAAAGCAAGACUAUACAAUGCAGAAUAAUAUUGUUUCUUCGUUGAAUUUUACAACUUCAAAUGGUGAAUUAGAGAGCUACUGUCUGAUGUGGAUGUUAAGGCCGUUUAUAAAUGAUGGUGUUAUACAUCAAGCUUUGAGAUAUACAAGUAUUAGAUAAUCGAUUUUGUUUUGGGUGUUUUCAUCAAACCUUUUUUAUUUCCAGAGUACUUGGAUCUUGUUGAGUUUCUGACAAAAGUAAAUCUUUAUUCAUUAUAAACGACUGGAGAAGUUUACUUGGAAGUGUAUAGUGAGAUUUUGUCUGAUACCGAGUAGAAGUUAGAAUUCUACAAGCUAUCCUUCUGUUGAUUUUAAAGAAAUUGUAUACUCUGUAUGUCUGAGGAUCCGGCUGUUCAUCUAGUCUCCAUAUUGGUUUCAUGAUGUAUUUGUUUUGUGGUGAAUUUUACGACGGCCGCAGCAAUCUCUGAGCAUGCUUUGAGGCUGUUAUAUUGUCAUAAAUUUUUACAAUUGUAAAUAUGAGAUGGAACUGGCUUAAGAUAUUAAGGCCCCGUUUGAUUUAAUGUAAAACAUUUUCAAUGGAAAAUUAAUUUUCAUGGAAAACAUAUUUUCAAGGAAAAACACAAUUGCAAAUUAGUUUUCCUUUGUUUGGUUUACAAGAAAAGUUCAAGAAAAAUAAAAAAUAAGAGUGGAAAUGUAAGGAUGAAUGAGAAGGAAGUAAAAAAAGGAGGUAAGGAAG